CCGCGAUGCGCGGUUUGUUGUGAGUCGUUUAAAGAAAGGUUUGUGCACUUUAUGUUGAAGUCUAUGUUUUAACAAGUGAUGUACAAUUAGUUACUCAUGAUUGGUUUUGUAAUGCAGUACCUGGCGUUGAUGAGUUUGUAAGUGAACAGGGUCGAAGCUCAGUCAGUUUAUGAGCAGAAACCGGUCGCGGUCCAGCAGAGACUGGAAGCAGGGCACGCGGACGACCCCCGCUGGUCAGGACUCAGAGCUUUCACACACUUCAUCGAAGUGGAAUCCGUGUAAUGUAACUGAUCUAGAAAAAUGAAGUAACUAACCAUGCAGUGUGUGUGCACAGUUAAUACUGUUUUAUUGGUUUGUGUUCGGAGCUUGUGCUCUGACUGAGCCCUUGCUAGUGUGCACUUGCUAGUGCGCUGACUGUGAAGCUGGUUGAGACGCACUUUGAGGUUUAGUUUGGAUUAAGUAGUAGUGUCCAAACACAGAAUACAUCCUGGUGAAGCAACAGACAUCCUAUUGUAAAUAUGACCUUAAUUAAAGAGGAGAGUGAAGACAUGAAGAUCGAAGAAACAUUCAGAGUGAAGCGGGAAGAUACCGAGGAACAAACAGAAAUGAUGCCAUUGAAAGAGGAGAGUGAUAUUUUAACCGAUAUGGAAGAGAAAGAUCAGUAUGAGAAACAUCACGAUUUUAUAACUAGAGAUGAGUCUUUUAGUUGCUCACAGAAUGGAAAUACUUCCUCAAGAAAGAUAGGAACAAGACGUUAUUUUGCCUGCUUUCAGUGCGGGAAGAAUUUCAACCAACCUGAAAACCUUCAAGUACACAUAAAACUUCACACUGGAGAGAAGUCUUACGCGUACCCUCAAUGUGGAAAACAAGAUGGGAAACUUAAAGUCCAGAUGAGAUUUCACGCUGGAGACAGCCCUUUCACCUGUCAACAGUGUGGAAACAUAUUCACUCAGAAAGGAAGCCUUAACAGGCACAUAAGAAUUCACAUUGGAGAGAAGCCUUACGCUUGCCCUCAGUGUGGAAAGAGUUUUGAUCAACACGGGAACCUUAAGGUCCACAUGAGAGUCCACACCGGAGAGAGCCCUUUCACCUGUCAACAGUGUGGAAAAAGUUUCAGCCAAAAAGGAAACCUUAGUUAUCACAUGAGAGUCCACACCGGAGAGAGCCCUUUCACCUGCCAACAGUGUGGAAUGAGUUUCACUGUAAAAGGAAGCCUUACCAGACACAUGAGAAUUCACACCGGAGAGAAGCCUUACACAUGUCCUCAGUGUGGAGAGAGUUUCGAACAACUUGGAAACCUUAAGGUCCACGUGAGGGUUCACACUGGAGAAAAGCCUUACGCGUGCACUCAGUGUGGAAAGAGUUUUGAUCAACACUGGAACCUCAAGGUCCACAUGAGGGUUCACACCGGAGAGAAGCCUUACACGUGCACUCACUGCGGAAAGGGUUUCGAUCGACAUGGAAACUUUAAAGCCCAUGUGAGAGUUCACACUGGAGAGAAGCCUUACGCGUGCACUCAGUGUGCUAAAAGUUUCACUCAAAAAGGACACCUUGAGGUCCACACGAGAAUUCACACUGGAGAGAAGCCUUUCACCUGCCAACAGUGUGGGAAAAGUUUUAGCCGAAAAGGAAUCCUUGACAAGCACGUGAAAAUUCACACUGGAGAGGAGUCCUUCGUCUGCCCACAGUGCGGGAAACGUUUCACUCAAAAAGCGAACCUUAAAGUCCACAUUAGAAGCCACACCGGAGAGAAACCUUUCACCUGCAAGCUCUGCGGGAGGAGCUUCUCACGAAAAGAAAGUCUUAAGAUUCACAUGACAAUCCACACCGGAGAGAAGCCGUUUGUUUGCGCUCAGUGCGGAAAGAGUUUCAGGUGCAAGGAAAUCCUUAAUUCCCACAUGAGGGUCCACUCGGAAGACACCCAUUUUAGAUGUCAUCAGUGCGGAAGGAGUUUCCGAUUCAAAAAAAACCUCAAUACUCACAUGAGAGUUCACUCCGGAGAGAAGCCCUACUCGUGCCAUCACUGUGGAAAGCGUUUCGUCCAUAAAGUGAGCCACAAGAAUCACAUGAAGAUUCACAACGAAGACAAGCCCUUCAUGUGUGCUCAGUGCGGAACGUGUUUCAAGUACAAAGCCACCCUCAAUGCCCACAUGAGAGAUCACACGGGCGAAACUCCGUUCACCUGCAAACUGUGCGGGAAGAGCUUCUCGCAUAAAGGAAAUCUUAAGACUCACACGAGGAUCCACACCGGAGAGCAGCCGUUCGCGUGUGAGCAGUGUGGAAAGAGUUUCAGGCGGAAAGAAACCCUGGAUUCCCACAUGAGAGUCCACACCGGAGAGAGCCCUUACAGCUGCAAGGUGUGUGGGAACGGCUUCUCGAGAAAGGGCAACCUGAACACUCACAUGAAAAUUCACACCGGUGAGAAGCCCUUCGUUUGUGACCAGUGUGGGAAAAGUUUCGGACGCAAGGAAACGCUUAAUUACCACAUGAGGAUUCAUUUAAGAGAGAACAGUUUAACGUGCCACGAGUGUGGAAAGAGUUUCACGGACAGUAAUCUCCUCAAGAAGCACGUAGUGAUUCACAUCGGGGAUAAGCCUUUCAUGUGUUACUUCUGUGGAAAGACUUGCAAAAGCAAAUCAAACCUUGAGAAUCACAUAAAAGUGCACACCGGGGAGAAGCCGUUCACCUGCCAGGAGUGCGGAAAGGGCUUUACAGUGAAAGGGAACCUUCACAUUCACAUGAGAGUCCACACCGGAGAGAAGCCUUACAAGUGUCCUCAGUGUGAGAAGUGUUUUACGUAUCCAAAAGACCUGAAACGUCAUAUGCAAAUGAAAUGCGAAAAUAAAGCCGUGUUCUGAGUGUAAUAAGGUUUACCAAGCGGAACGUUUCCAGAAACCGCCUGCACUUUAUUUGGAGUCUUUGUGCAAAAGGCUUUAAAUAGUCAAUCAAUUUAAAAUAUGUACGUGCACACAAUACUUUUUCAGAACGUUGGUUCCCAGCCAUAUUCCUGGAGCACGCGUCUCUUUAGUCAAACUCCUGAUUCAGCUCAUUACGUUCAGAGACAUGCAGCAUGGGUUGUGUUGGGAGAUCUGGGAAUGUGGUUUGGUUUAUUUUUGAUGCCAUUCGAUACCUCAGACAAAUAGUAGAUCAGGCAUGGGCCACUCUGGUCCUGGGGCCCGUUCUCUAAAGCGCAUCUUUUUGGCUGUCUCAGAUGAAAAAGUGCUGAUUUCUGUGAUUGAGCCGGUAAUCAGGUGUCGGUAGGAGAGGUUUGUACAGCGGAUCAUUGCACAUUUACUGACCGAACCAAGAAAGAUCCAACAUGAAUUCAUCUUAUAAGAUUGCCGAAAUCGCGCAGUGUGUUUUGGGCAUAACAGUUUGAUUGUAGUUCAUUUUCACUUGAUUUUGAAGCUCUUCUUGGAGUUGCCGUCAUGGCAACAGGUCCAUAAAUUAAUCCUGUACAAAUUCUAUAAAGUGUGAAUAAAAAUAACUGGGAAUCAUAUAAAUAUAUUAAAAACAGUACAUGUUUUAUUUAUUUAUUAUAACAUGUAUGUCGUUUUGUUCGCUCUGCUGUUUCUUUCUAAAAGGUUAGCUCCAACCCUAGUCAAACACACCUAAACAAUCUACUUGUCCUUUUGCGUCAUUGACACGUUAUUUUCCUAUUUAAUACUGUAAAACUGCUUUGACACAAUAUGUAUUGUUAAAAGUGCUGUAGAAAUAAAAGUGCCUUGACUUGAUUUGACUUCAAGAUCACUAGAAAGCUAAAGAGGCGGGUGUCUUUGAUUAGGGUUGAAUCAACUUCCAUCUUCUGUUACAUGCCACAUUGUGAAAGAAAAAUUAUGAAUAAAAUAUUUUUAGUUAAAGAAUGCCCAGGUAAACGUGUUUUUCAUUUCUUGUCUUAGAGUUUAUGGAUUUAUGGAUUACGAUAAGCUUAGAUGAAACAUUAAUUGGAAGCAUGCUAGGUCAAUUGCAGACCCCUAGGACCAAGGCUGAAAAAGGACAGGGCUGAAGGCCCGUUCACACCAAGAACGAUAACUAUAAAGAUAACGGUAUCGUCAGUUGAUCACACGCUCGCCUGCUUGUAUAUUUCACACAUAUACGCUGUUGACGUGUUAUAUAUCUUUUUCCAAUUCCUAAAACUAAUAAAAACAAGCAAAUGUGGUUUAACCCUUACAUAGUCCACGACUUCU
Messenger RNA from Puntigrus tetrazona (Sumatra barb), 4187 nucleotides. RefSeq names its product oocyte zinc finger protein XlCOF6-like. The transcript is spliced from 3 exons. NCBI's taxonomy places the organism in Eukaryota, Metazoa, Chordata, Actinopteri, Cypriniformes, Cyprinidae. Gene Ontology annotation, molecular function: DNA-binding transcription repressor activity, RNA polymerase II-specific. The coding region runs from base 519 to 2858 and encodes 779 amino acids. Gene Ontology annotation, biological process: cellular developmental process. The record is from RefSeq and is a predicted model, not a curated record.